CCGGUCGUGUCCACUCGACUUCCUCUAAAAACAAAACCACGUGUGUGGGGAUCGAACCGGUGGCUGUCAACUGCGGUCCAGCUGCACGUCGUCCGGCAUUAAGGGCAGGAGUUAAGUCGUUAACUGACGACGGUUUGUGUUGGUUUCAUCCGCAGGAGCCACGGAACGCCUCCGCUGGAGAAGAGCGACGGUGCUUCACCAUGAGUUUUGUGGAGUACUCAGACUUCAUUCAGGACGGGGACGUGGCCAUCGUCUAUCUGGGCCAUGAAUCCAUGAUGCCGGUCAAGGUGCAGAAGGGCGCCCAGACGCAGACGCGCUACGGAGUCCUUCGCCACUCCACCGACCUCAUCGGCCGGCGCUACGGGUCCAAGGUCACCUGCAGCAAAGGCGGCUGGGUCCACGUGCUCCACCCGACGCCGGAGCUGUGGACGGUCACGCUGCCGCACCGCACGCAGAUCCUCUACACCACCGACAUCGCCACCAUCACCAUGAUGCUGGAGCUGAAGCCGGGAUCGGUCGUCUGCGAGUCAGGGACCGGCAGCGGCUCUCUCUCCCACGCCAUCCUGCGCACCAUCGCGCCCACAGGUCACCUGCACACGGUGGAGUUCCACCAGCAGCGGGCGGAGAAGGUGGCCGAGGAGUUCAAGGAGCACCGCGUGGAUCAUCUGGUCACCGUCAGGAACCAGGACGUGUGCAAGGACGGGUUCGGAGUGACCGGGGUGGCAGACGCCGUCUUCCUGGACAUCCCCAGCCCCUGGGAGGCAGUGAGACACGCCAAGGCAGCCAUGAAGAAACACGGAGGUCGGGUGUGUUCGUUCUCCCCGUGCAUCGAGCAGGUUCAGAGGACGUGCGAGGCUCUGGCGGACCAGGGCUUCGAGGAGAUCAGCACCAUCGAGGUCCUGCUGAGAGUCCACGACGUGCGAACCAUCUCCCUGCCGGUGCCCGACUUUGGCAGCGACCCCUCCGCUCAAACGGAGCCCGACGCCGCGGAGAAAACAGCCCCCGCCUCUGCUCCGAUACAGGACACCGUCGCCAUGAAGGCCACCGUCCCACCCAGAGAAAUCCCAGGUCACACAGGGUACCUCACCUUCGCCACCAAACCAAGAACCUCUUGAGUCCCAACAGUAGUCUAUAAUCUGUACGGUUUGGCGCGCUCCAGCAGUUAUUCUCCGUGUACAUUAAUAAGACCGUGAUAAUCCAGCGGAGGGGUACCAGGUUCCUCCAGGUCCCGGUUGGCACUGCAGCACCAAGAGGAUUUACAGCCUUGUGUUACAUAAUUUUUGAGCCCCUGUCACUUGGCGCCGGUUGGUUGCUUGCAUCAAGCAAGAGUGGAAAUCAAGUCGACGGUGAUGUAAUACGAGAAAAAUACACUCUAUAGACUUUUUUCAUGAUUAAUAAGAUGCCUCCCCCUUUUCUGAAAAUCACUCUGGAUCAAUGUUUUCAUUUGUUGGGGGAAGAAAUUGUUUUAUUUUGUACUUUUGUAUUCAAAUAAUACAAUAAAUGUGUGAAAAGAU
This is a messenger RNA of Dicentrarchus labrax (European seabass), 1514 nucleotides long. RefSeq names its product tRNA methyltransferase 61A (gene trmt61a). Lineage: Eukaryota; Metazoa; Chordata; Actinopteri; Moronidae. Bases 201 to 1115 code for a protein of 304 amino acids. The transcript is spliced from 4 exons. Gene Ontology annotation, biological process: tRNA methylation. The record is from RefSeq and is a predicted model, not a curated record. Gene Ontology annotation, cellular component: nucleus; tRNA (m1A) methyltransferase complex.